This is a messenger RNA of Drosophila eugracilis, 1513 nucleotides long. RefSeq lists its product as uncharacterized. The record is from RefSeq and is a predicted model, not a curated record. The transcript is spliced from 2 exons. NCBI's taxonomy places the organism in Eukaryota, Metazoa, Arthropoda, Insecta, Diptera, Drosophilidae. The coding region runs from base 139 to 1215 and encodes 358 amino acids.
UUAUAAAAAGUACAUAAGCUUAGCGGUGAUCUAAAGAAUUAGUCAUCUCAUUUAUUGUCGACAACAGUGACGAUCAUUUUGCAUUUGUUCUAUAAAUCUCUUAGAAGAAAUAUUAUUCACCGAAAAAUCCUUCAGGGAAUGUCAAAGCGAAAGGCCGAGGACGAACAAUCCGACAAAAUGGCAACAGCGGAGAAAGUUCCACAGAAUGAUUACACUAUUGGCCUAGAGGAUCCAAUAAAGGAUUACCAAAAACUCAUCGAAACGCGCGUACAGGUAGACGAAAUUGUUGAUGAUGAUGUCACCAAGGAGAAUUUUAACCGGACGGCUGCAUCAGCGCGAGACGUCAUUUGGCAGCUAUUAUUCGGCGAAGGUAAUACCUCGCAAUCUAAUAUAGAGAAGGCCACCCAAUUACUGGAGGAAUACCGUGGUGAUGCUUGCUUCUAUAGUCCAACGCCCUAUAACGAAUGGAUUGUUAAGCUAAGGGAUGAGGUCCUUAAGAAGGAGCUCCUGGACUUUUGGCGCGAAGUUCUGCUAAAGAAGCAACUUGGCCCUUGUUGGUCACGUGACUCUGAUCUGUAUGAUAGCGACGAUACUCCGCCUCUGGAAUUCUACGCCCAUGCAGGUUGCACGGCACCAUUUGCAGCCAGCUUAAAGGUGCGCGCUGUACUAGAGGACCAGGCUUCACAGGAUCAGGAAGGUAAUGCUGUUCCCACCACACCUGGAGAACUCAGUGCCGACGAUGCCGCCGCCCUCUCUGGUGAAUUUGAAGCUUUAUUGACCAAGGAAAGGCCCCUUGAGGAAUACCGUUCGCUGAUGAAACGCUUUGUACUAACUAAAAUUAUUGUUCCGGACAAUAUUCACCAGGCUAGUGUAAAGAAGGUAGCCGCGGCUGCCAGAGACAUUAUUUGGAAGCUGCUCUUCGAUGGGACACCGUCAUCAGAGAAUCAGGACAAGGCCGCCGAGCUUUUGCAGGAGUACAAGGGCGAUGCUGGUUUUUAUGGACCGGCGGACUACAACGAAUGGAUUGUAAAGCUUAGGGACGAAGUUAUAAAUAAAGAACUUAUCAACUUUUGGCGCGAAAAGAUGGUGAAACUAGAACUAGGUCCCUGUUGUUCUCGUGACUCUGAUUAUUUCGACUAUGAGGAUCCCCUUCCAUUGGAUUUCUACGAGAAAGCUGGCUGCAAGGCUCCCUUUGAAGACUCUACUGAUGAUUAAGUUUUUUUUCGAACUGUCUUUUAUGACUUUUUAUGAAAUGUUUUAUCUUAGAAAUAGAGCAAACUCAAAAAAUUUAAUUUGGUAAAACCUAAAAUUAUUUAUAUAGUUCUUAAUUCGAUAAAAUUUUAAAGUUAAAAGUGAAAAUAAAUUUUUAUUUUCGAAACUAGAUAUGUUCUUCAAAAUUACUCAAAUCUCAAAAUGUAAAGCAUUUACAUUUAGGAUGUAGUUCAACAUUUUAUUGAUUGUAACAAUAAAUGAUUAAAAUUCUAAGCUGUUGGAUUUAUAUUUCAAAAAAUAA